CUGACCGCGGCACGGCCAUGCCAUUGCCAUGCGCGAGGCAAUCGCUCCUGCACCACCUUCCACGCACCCGGCGCUGCGCCACUGCGUCGCGCUCCUCCGCCUCCACCUGCAGUCUCCCUCCGUCUCUGCCGCCAAGCAGAUCCACGCGCGCGCGCUCCGUGCGGCUGGCGUGCCCCUCUCCCACCCUCUCCUCGCCAAGCACCUCCUCUUCCACCUAGCUUCUCUCCGCGCCGGCGCUCCCCCGCUCCUCUACGCCGUUGCCGUCCUCUCCCGCCUCCUCCCCGACCCGGACCCUUUCUCCCUCAACACCGUCCUCCGCAUCGCCGCGUCCUCGGCGCGCCCACGCCUCGCGCUCGCGCUCCACCGCCGCCGCCUCGCGCCGCCCGACACGCACACCUACCCGCCGCUCCUCCAGGCCUGCACACGCCUCCUUGCCCUUCGCGAAGGCGAAAGCCUCCACGCCGAGGCCUCCAAGAACGGCCUGGUGGCGCUCGUCUUCGUCAAGAACUCGCUCGUCCACCACUAUGGCGCGUGCGGCCUCUUUGAGAGCGCCCACAGGGUGUUCGACGAAAUACCGGUGCUGGAGCGGAACCUCGUCUCAUGGAACUCCGUCAUGAACGGGUUCGCGGCCAAUGGGAGGCCCAACGAGGUACUGACAAUCUUCCGGGAGACGUUCGAGGUGGACCUCAUGCCGGAUGGAUUCACCAUUGUGAGUGUUUUGAAUGCGUGUGCGGAGAUCGGGGCGUUUGCUCUCGGGAGGAGGGUGCAUGUGUUCACGUCGAAGGUUGGGUUAGUAGGGAACAGACAUGUUGGGAACGCGCUGAUUGACCUGUAUGCCAAGUGCGGCGGAGUUGAGGAUGCAAGGAAGGUGUUUGAGGAGAUGGGGGUGGGAAGGACCGUCGUCUCAUGGACGUCACUGAUCGUGGGUUUGGCAGGGAAUGGGUUUGGGAAGGAUGCACUCGAGCUGUUUGGUCUGAUGGAGGGGGAGAAGCUUAUCCCUACUGAUAUCACUAUGGUGGGAGUGCUGUAUGCUUGUAGCCACUGCGGGUGGGUCGACGAUGGGUUUCGAUAUUUCAAUGAGAUGAAGGACAAGUACGGCAUAGCACCAAAGAUUGAACAUCUUGGAUGUAUGGUGGAUCUGCUGGGGAGAGCUGGAAGAGUUGAGGAAGCACACAAUUAUAUCAGCACGAUGCCACUGGAGCCCAAUGCUGUUGUGUGGCGGACAUUGCUAGGUGCUUGUGCUAUGCACAAGAAGCUGGAACUUGGGGAGGCUGCUUGGGCCCGGCUGGUUGAGCUUGACCCUGGGCACAGCGGCGACUAUGUCCUCCUCUCAAAUCUGUAUGCUGCUGUUGGGAGGUGGGCAGAUGUCCAUGUCCUUAGGAAGACAAUGGUCACGCGUGGAGUGAGGAAAAACCCAGGGCAUAGCCUUGUGGAGCUCCGCAACUCGGUCUAUGAGUUUGUUAUGGGCGAUAGAUCACAUCCUGAGAGUGAUCAGAUAUACCAAAUGCUUGCCGAGAUAGCAGAGAGAUUGAGGCGCCAAGGUUACGACCCCCGCACAAGCAAUGUAUUGGCAGAUAUAGAGGAGGAAGAGAAAGAGGCUGCAUUAAACUACCAUAGCGAGAGGCUGGCCAUUGCCUUUGCCUUGCUGAAGUGUCUUCCUGGUACUCCUAUCAGGAUAGUGAAGAACUUGAGGGUGUGUGGAGACUGCCAUUUGGUAAUUAAGCUAAUAUCUAAGGUAUAUGACCGUGAAAUCAUUGUUAGGGAUCGCAGUAGGUUCCACCAUUUCAAAGGUGGAGAAUGUUCAUGUAAAGAUUAUUGGUAGUUGAUUCAUGUACGGACUGACAGUGAUGAAUGCAUGGUUUAUGAGGUUCCAUGCCCUAUAAUCAGGGGAAUGCUGGUGACUUAUGGUUGCAGAACAGUUCUAUAGAACUUCAUUUGUCGACACCUCAUGUUUUGACUCAACCACAACAUCUGGUUUCUGUUGCACAGGACUACUGCAGCGAAAGCAUUGGGGCAACCUCAUCUAUUACAGGUCGCUGCAAUCUCAGUCUUGGUCUAACUCGCUAAAUGUGUAGUGGAAAAAAUAAGCUUCAGGACAUGGCACAUCAAAAAGCAAGGUUGAAGCUGGAUACUGCCAUCUCCAUUCUAUUGUUGGAAAUAUUAUGAUGUAAAUUUCUGAGUCCUGGUUGUACAACAAGUUCUGUAGAAGUUCA
Messenger RNA from Triticum dicoccoides, 2213 nucleotides. Its product is annotated as pentatricopeptide repeat-containing protein At4g21065-like. Lineage: Eukaryota; Viridiplantae; Streptophyta; Magnoliopsida; Poales; Poaceae. The transcript has a single exon. Gene Ontology annotation, biological process: RNA modification. The coding region runs from base 29 to 1822 and encodes 597 amino acids. Gene Ontology annotation, molecular function: protein binding; RNA binding; zinc ion binding. The record is from RefSeq and is a predicted model, not a curated record.